Messenger RNA from Galeopterus variegatus (Sunda flying lemur), 399 nucleotides. RefSeq names its product microtubule-associated proteins 1A/1B light chain 3C-like. The transcript has 4 exons. NCBI's taxonomy places the organism in Eukaryota, Metazoa, Chordata, Mammalia, Dermoptera, Cynocephalidae. Gene Ontology annotation, biological process: cellular response to nitrogen starvation; autophagy of mitochondrion; macroautophagy. Gene Ontology annotation, molecular function: ubiquitin protein ligase binding. Gene Ontology annotation, cellular component: cytosol; autophagosome; autophagosome membrane. The record is from RefSeq and is a predicted model, not a curated record.
AUGCAGCCUCCACAGAGAACUCCAAGCCUCAGACCUUCCAAGCAGAGGAAGAGGCCAGCAACCAGACAAGAGGAACUUGCUGGAAUCCAGACAAAGCUCCCAAACAAGAUCCCGGUGAUUGUGCAGUGUUAGCCCAGAAAGAAGGUCCAGCCCCUGCUGGACAAAUCCAAGUUCCCGGUCCAACAGGAGCUGACCGUGACCCAGUUCCUCAGCAUCAUGCAGAUCCACAUGGUUCUCAAGGCCCCUGGAGCCUUUUACUUGCUGGUGAACCACAAGACCCUGGAGAGCAUGAGUGUGACCAUGGCAGAUAUCCACAGGGAACACAAGGACGAGGAUGGCUUCGUGUGCCUGACCUCACCUCCCAGGAGACGUUCGGCUGCCAGCCAGCAGCCCCAGUGA